Carya illinoinensis is the source of this 1050-nucleotide messenger RNA. RefSeq lists its product as uncharacterized. The transcript is spliced from 3 exons. NCBI's taxonomy places the organism in Eukaryota, Viridiplantae, Streptophyta, Magnoliopsida, Fagales, Juglandaceae. The record is from RefSeq and is a predicted model, not a curated record. Bases 1 to 1050 code for a protein of 349 amino acids.
AUGUCCGAUAAUGAAUUCCCAGACGAUGAUCAUCCUUUUCUAGGAGAUGGAGAUGCUGAUGCCCUAGAGGAGGCGUACAUGGUGUGGCUAAUGUGGAUGACAAAUGAGAAUGUUGGUCGUCGAUACCCUAUGCCCCAACACAAUAUUGGCCUUCGGGGGGAUCAAUAUAUCCAGGGGGUUUUGAAUGGGAACCCUCGGACCUGCGUUGAAAUGUUUCGCAUGGAAGUUACCGCAUUCGAGUAUAUAUGUCAAGUCUUGCGGGAUACAUUGAUAAUGGAGCCUACUGAGAGAACCGAGUUGGAGGAAUCAUUGGCCAUCUUCUGCCUUAUUGUUGGUCAUGGACAAGGUCAACGUGUCGUUGCGGACCGCUUUCAACAUUCAACUAAGACUAUUAACCGGCAUGUAAAGACAGUGACGCGGGCACUGCAUGAGUUAGGGAGGAGUUUGAUUAGGCCUACACACAUAGUUGGGAUCCAUCCAUACAUUGCAUCCAAUCGGCACAACUAUCCAUGGUUUCAGAACUGUCUUGGGGCAAUGGACGGCACAAUGAUCUCAGCUGCUGCACCCGCUCAUCUAGGUUAUUAUUAUCUUGUCGAUGUGGCUUUUCCUUGUAUUGAAAUGUUUAUGCCGCCUUAUCCAAGAGAAAGAUAUCACCGAUCAGAUCAUUAUAAUAAAGAUGGUUUUCGGGGAUAUAAAGAUUAUUUCAACUACCGACAUUCCUCGUUACGAAACGUUAUUGAACGCACAUUCUCUUUGUUGAAGAGGAGGUUUCGAAUUUUGUAUGCCAUGCCUCCCUAUCGCCCUGUAAGGCAAGGCAUGAUCAUUACUGCAUGUUGUACACUACACAACAUGAUAAAAACAGUGACUCCUAAUGAUGAAAUCAUUCAGGGCAUAUCGAAUCAUCGGUCAGAAAUGCAAAAUAGCUCUACUGAAAAUGAAUCAAAGGAAACAUCUCCUGUGGUCGACAUGUCCAGUGAAUCGGCCCAAGCAAUGGGGGCAAUGAGGGAUGCAAUUGCUUUACCGAUGUGGGCACAUAGAUUUGGCCAAUGA